AUGUCAGGACCGCCAGAUAUGAUUCUGAACAACGAUUUGAGUUUAGGAACGCUGCAAGAUGUUGGAAGUGACUCUAGUAGGGCCAGCGAUGGUGCGGCCCCUAGUGAUUCGAGCGAUAGCGUUCUCGAUGCAGAACCUGUGUCCAAGUUUACGAGUAUUCUUGACUGUCCCGUGGAUGAGUGUAUCAAGGACGAUUCUUCUCAGUUGGUGAAUAUCGUUCCAGCAGGGUUUAGUGCGUUGCUAGAGUCGUACUUUUCUUUAUUUGCGCUUUGCAUUGCCAUUAAUGUGCCAUCACAGUUUCUCAAGCCGGAUUUUAGGGAAUUGCCAUACAAUGAGCAAUGGUUCAAGGGCGAUACGGUUGCCGCGUCACCAUACUGCUUGGUGCAUAGGGAUUCGGGUCCUCAGUUUGUGGAGAAGUCGGAAGUUGUUGGUAACGAACUGCUAGAAACACAGCCGCAGUUGAUUCCCAGGUUUCAAAGGCUUAUUGCUGUAGCCAACAGCUUGGAUUCCAAACGGUCGUUUGUGAGUGCGAAGUUGAUCAGCAGUGGGGUAGACGUCAAUGUGACUCAGGCCUUGCGUUCGUUUGACCAUUUGUCGGAAGUGUUUCCGCAGUUCAUCAUGAACUUGCACACGGAAAACGAUAUGUGUUUGAAGGGACCCAAUGCUACAUCGAAAUUGUUCAAUUCCAGGGCAUUACACAGACCGAGCGUGGCAGAGCCGUUCCAGCCUACCUCGCUGUCGGUUCUCAACUUUUCUCCUGAGAAUUACGCGCCAACGUUGUACGAAAUGUUCAACCCGAUGCUUCUUCCAGAAGAAGAGGACGAAGAAGAAGAAGAAGACGAGCAAGUGGAUGGGAACUCCCCCGGCAAUGGGGGGUCCAGGACAAGAUAUGCGAUAGAAAACGCGUUUGACUUUUUGGCGCCCGUGUUUACGAUAAUCUUUGACGAUAUGGACGAGUCCACCGAGGAAGUCAACUUGUCGCACGGCGUGGAGAUGCCGAUGGAGUUUUAUCCGCAGUUGUACACCAAGAAUGCGCUGGAGCAGGUGGUGAUCCCAGUACUACAAGAGAGACAGGAGCUCAGAGAUACAAACAAGGCCAAAUUGAACAAGAUGACGUCGCUCCAGUCGUUCCAGGGCAAGCAGAUCAAGUCCUUUUUGAAUAGUUCUAUCAACUAUCUCGACGAAAUACAAUUGGGCGACGAUCCAACCCGAUCCAAAGAACUUCGCGACCACUUGCAACACAUCAGCGACGAAUUGUCAACCAAGAAGCGCGAACUGUUGGUCCAGUACACAGAACUGCAAAAGCAAAUUACACAAUUGUCUUUCGAGAGACCCUCGGACCGUAUCAUCGAACUGGCAAGGCAACGCGGUGUUAUUGACGAACCGUAUGUACUACGAUUGGCCGCAUUAUCGCCAUACGACUACCUAAUCGCCCGCAAUGUGUCAAAUAACGACAAACACAGCAGCAGCGGCAGCAACUCCGCCGAAAGCCCGUGGCUGCGCGUCGUCACGGACUUUGGCUCCACAACCAUUACCCAGCAUCCGUUGACCGAAACUGAAGCCCAGGACGUCAUCAAAUCCGCAACACGACACGCCUCGGAAACCCCAAUUCUCUUCGUCUACAUCAAGAAGGACUCCAUCGAGCCCGUAUCUGAGAUUCGCCGUGCCCUCGCAGGCAACCAACCACUCGCCGACUUUCUGCAGAAGGAUUUCGAUUUUCUUUCGAGACUCAUGCUUUGA
Kluyveromyces marxianus DMKU3-1042 is the source of this 1740-nucleotide messenger RNA. RefSeq names its product Rup1p (gene RUP1). The record is from RefSeq and is a predicted model, not a curated record. Gene Ontology annotation, cellular component: cytosol; nucleus. Bases 1 to 1740 code for a protein of 579 amino acids. The transcript has a single exon. Lineage: Eukaryota; Fungi; Ascomycota; Saccharomycetes; Saccharomycetales; Saccharomycetaceae. Gene Ontology annotation, biological process: protein deubiquitination.